GAUCUGCUAUAAACAGAAUAUGUCACACUAUAUUGAGAUAAAAAAAAAAAAUUAAAAGGUUUUCCUGUUAGUUUUUAUGACCGUCAGGAUAUAUAUAUAUAGUGUCAUUUUCCCGUGCUGUAGUUCAGUCUGCACCCGUUCGUCGAGUAGAGAUGGCCGCAAGGAUCCUCAAGGGUGAACGAAUUUCUCUGCCAGAAACUUCCAUCUUACAAGAAAUAAUCGAUUCCUGCAAGAGACAUGGAGAUAGAGUCUAUUUGGAGGACGCCAGAACAAAGAGACAAUCCACUUUCCGUCAGGUGCUGGACAACGCAGGUGCAAUAAGCUCUACACUUCGAAACCUCGGCCAGGGUCCAGGAAAGGUAGUGAUGAUACUGAGCAAUACUAGUGUCGAAGCUUUAACCACUAACUUUGGCAUCUGGCUAUCCGGAGCAGCUUCGCUCUGUCUCAAUCCAAAUAUUCCAACAGAAGAACACUUCGACAAGGUGAAGGAAGUAGUGUCCCACCUUGACUGGUCCGUUACCAUCAUAUGCCCUAACCGUCAAGAUGGGUCCAUCGAUUACUACAGGUGUCUGGAAGAAGGUAACAGCGCCGAAGGGAUCUUGAUGGAAGGACGGUGGACUGGGAAAGACCAUACUUUGGGUGUCUUCAGUACUAGCGGAACUACUGGUGUACCGAAUGGCGUCAUACUGGGAGAAGGGACUUUCAAAUUGUUCAAUGCAAAUAUGAAAGGUCAUUGGACAGAUAGUUCAAUAUUGCUGCUGCAAUCACCCAUGUAUUGGGUCUCCAAUGCUACUUUGCUAAUCAUCACUGCACAAGGCGGGAGCAAGAUAGUGAUUGCCAGUCGGUUAUCUAUAAAGGAGUUGAUGGAGACAAUCACAGAGUACAAGCGUGACUCCAGCUCACAAGACCGGAUUGACUCAGCUGUGGCUGCAAAAGAACAUUCCAGUGUACAUCUCUGCCUCGGAUUGGCCUACAGCCCUGAUCUUAACCCACUAGAUUAUGGUAUUCGGUCCGAACUGGAGGGGAUGCCAUGUCACAGAGCAUAUCCUAACGUGGAGAGUCUCAAACAAUCUUUGACGACUCAUUGGCUAACCGGCCCGGCAAUCCUCAUCGACUUAUGCAAGGAAGACAACCUCGCCGCGUAUGACUUCUCGUCCUUCAAGAACUUUUACCUCGGAGGAUACGCCCUUUCGCCCCAACAGAGGAAGAUGAUCACCGAGAAAAUGACGGGCAACAGACACAUUAUAAGACAUGUGUAUGGUAGCACUGAGACUGGUAUAGUCACUUACGACCGCACGAUUCCGGACAUCAAUUCGGACAAGUUAGGCAGUAUCGGAAAAGUAGCCAAUGGUGUGGAAAUCAAGGUGGUGGACACGGAAACUGGAAAAAUGCAGCCACCCUAUGCUGUAGGAGAGAUAUGCGUCAAAUCUCCGGGUCUUAUGAAGCGGUAUUUCAACAAAGAAAGAAUUGAAAAUGUAGACGAUGAUGGAUUUUGGCAUACAGGCGAUCUAGGCUACUACGAUGACGAUGAAUACUUCUUCUACAACUCCAGGAUCAGUGACGUAAUGAAGUACAAGGGCUACCAGUUCGCUCCAGCUGAACUGGAAAAGAUUCUUCAGAAACAUCCUGGUGUCCUCGAGUCUUGUGUGGUUGGUAAGACUUGUAUCGGAGAAGGAGAGCUUCCAGCAGCCUUCAUCGUCAAGAAACCAGGUUCAAAUGUAACGGAACAGGAACUUCAUAGUUAUUUAUCAGGGAAAAUCAUCGAUGAGAAGAAGUUGAGAGGUGGAAUCUUUUUCGUCGAAAACCUCCCCAAGAAUCCAACUGGCAAAGUCCAGCGGAAUAAGCUCAAAGAAAUGUUGGGUUAAAACUUAUAUAUAUAUUUUUUUUGUUAAUCAAAUUUCAAGUAUAAUUUGUAUAAGUAUAAUCUUUACCAACUUCAAAUGUAAAUAUAUUAAAAAAAAAGGGUUGGUACCAUUUGCAGUCAUUAAUUUACUAAUUCCUUAAUUAGUAAAGUAAUAAAUCUACAUGGUGAUAGAUUAAAACUUAUUUUUUGAUAUUUUUGUCAUUAGCUAUUUCAAAUUAAUUAUUGUAUAAUAUAAGUAACAUAUAAUAAAUGAAAUGAAGACAGCUUUUAUUAUGUAACACAAUUUUUUUAAUAAUUCAAUAUAAUUAUUUAUAAAUACAUGAAUUAUUUUUAAGUAUUUUUAAUACCUUUUUUCAGAAAUUUAAAUUAUAUAAAUAUACUAGAAAUAUACCCUCUGUCUGCCUAACGGCUGACCGACCCCCAUUUUACAAAUAUACAACUAUUCAUUUAAUUGUACAACUCGUUGUUCAAAUUUUUUAACUGUAAUUUACAUGAAUCCUGUAGUUUAGAUUGUAUUAUUUUUUAUCAACAUAAAAUAAACGGAACGAAACUACGAAUACAGUUCGGAAAAUUUUUAAUUCCUUUAAAUAUCUAUAUUACUCAUCACGCCUAAUUGCCAAUUUAUAUUAUUGUAUAUUUAAAAUUAUUCUUAUUGCCGAUUUGUAACCGUAAUAUAUAUUCAACUUGUUAACCAGCUUAAUAUAAGAUCAAAAUAAAUUUGAG
This is a messenger RNA of Nezara viridula (southern green stink bug), 2587 nucleotides long. The record is from the annotation of a GenBank genome assembly. NCBI's taxonomy places the organism in Eukaryota, Metazoa, Arthropoda, Insecta, Hemiptera, Pentatomidae.